AUGGAGCGCCACUUUGAAGAGCACUAUUUUAGAGUUCUCAAAAAAAAGUUCAGUCUCAUCUGGUUUACAAAUCAUCCUGGAUUUGCAACUCAUUGCUCAUGCUCUUCCUCCGGCAUGACUUGUGUGGCAGACUUCUUCACCAUAGAAACCACCAAAUCUGUAGUGGUGAGAGGUGAAGGCUGGACCAUCGGCGUUAUCAACCGAGCUGUCCAGUUGCUCAUCAUUUCCUACUUCAUUGGAUGGGUGUUCCUGCAUGAGAAGGCCUAUCAGAUAAGGGACACCUCAAUUGAGUCCUCUGUGGUGACAAAGGUGAAGGGCUUUGGCAAGUACAGCAACCGGGUAAUGGACACUGCUGAUUAUGUUACACCUCCACAGGGAACAUCAGUCUUUGUUAUCAUCACCAAGCUCAUUGUGACAGAGAACCAGGUACAAGGUUUCUGCCCUGAGAACCAAUCUGACUACAAAUGUAAAUCGAACAACGAUUGCAAGAGGCCUGUCCCCACCACAGGAGGGGGGAUCCUAACAGGUCGGUGUGUUAAUUACAAUGCCACUUUCCAGACCUGUGAAAUCCAGGGCUGGUGCCCAGCAGAGGUGGACAAUGUGGAUGUACCUAUCAUGCUAGAAGCAGAAAACUUCACCCUCUUUAUUAAGAACAGUAUACGCUUUCCACUGUUCAACUUUGAAAAGGGAAACCUCCUUCCCAACCUCACAACUGAAAAUAUUCAGAAAUGCCGUUUUCACCCAGUAAAGCAACCAUUCUGUCCUAUCUUGCGCCUUGGGGACAUUGUGAAAUUUGCAGACCAAAACUUUUCCUCGUUAGCUAUGACGGGUGGAAUAAUUGGGAUCAAGAUUGGAUGGGUUUGUGACUUAGACCAUUCUGAGGAGCACUGCAUCCCCCGCUAUUCCUUUAAUCGGCUCGACAGUGUCUCUGAAAGGAGCAGAGUCUCUAAAGGAUACAAUUUCAGGUAUGCCAAGUACUACAAACGAGAGAACGGCACAGAGUUCCGCACGUUGAUGAAGGCAUACGGCAUUCGUUUCGAUGUUCUGGUUUAUGGGAAUGCUGGGAAGUUCAAUAUCAUCCCAACCCUCAUCAAUACUGUGGCAGCCUUCACAUCCGUUGGGGUGGGGACAGUCCUCUGUGACAUCAUUCUUCUCAACUUCCUGAAGGGGGCAGAUCAAUAUAAGGCCAAGAAGUUUGAAGAGGUAUCAGAGAAAGUGUUGCAUCCAGAUACUACCAGCAGCCCUGUUUACCAGAGUAACCAAACACUGGGAGGUCGUUGUGAGGAGAAGCAAUCGACAGAUUCUGGAGCCUUCUCAAUUGGGCUCUGACACACAAGGAACCUGGAAAAGGACUUUAACAACUUAUCUAUCAUUCUCUAUGUUAUUGGUACUA
Molecule: messenger RNA, 1393 nt
Organism: Sceloporus undulatus (fence lizard)
Lineage: Eukaryota; Metazoa; Chordata; Lepidosauria; Squamata; Phrynosomatidae
Gene: P2RX3
Product: purinergic receptor P2X 3
Biological process (GO): monoatomic cation transmembrane transport; response to ATP
Cellular component (GO): nuclear inner membrane; plasma membrane
Molecular function (GO): extracellularly ATP-gated monoatomic cation channel activity; ATP binding; purinergic nucleotide receptor activity
Source: RefSeq, a predicted model, not a curated record